This is a messenger RNA of Dothidotthia symphoricarpi CBS 119687, 458 nucleotides long. RefSeq lists its product as uncharacterized. The record is from RefSeq and is a predicted model, not a curated record. Bases 10 to 435 code for a protein of 141 amino acids. Lineage: Eukaryota; Fungi; Ascomycota; Dothideomycetes; Pleosporales; Dothidotthiaceae. The transcript is spliced from 2 exons.
GCACACAUCAUGCCAGAAUUCCACCAGGACCUGGCGACGCUAUGCGCGCUAUGCGAGCAGUACACACAACUAUUCGUCAAAAACGACUUUGACACGUCCAAAUAUCUUUCCAACCCUUCUGAUCGAUGGAUUCGAGACGAUGAAGCAGAUCACCAAUUCACCGGCGUAGCGUUCCAGCAUCAUGGAAAUCUCCAGGCGUUGAGGGCGAGCGGAGAGAGCUGCCAAUUAUGCCGCCUGAUCCUAGACGACUUUGCCGAUGAAGAAUUAGAAUCUUGCGAUGGAAGUCUAUGGCUUUGCCCCUUUUCACAACCAGUAAGACCAAGUCUCAUAAAGUUGGUUUCGCGAGGAAUUGAUCGGCGUCGUAUCACAAGCCUUCUUUUCAUGCUCUGGCUGGUUUGUUGGGCGGUCUCGCUUUUAUUUUCGAAAACACGCUAAAGAGUCUAACACUUUCCUCGCAC